Messenger RNA from Hylaeus volcanicus, 8179 nucleotides. It is a transcript of the gene tna, whose product is annotated as zinc finger MIZ domain-containing protein 1. Bases 1582 to 4191 code for a protein of 869 amino acids. Gene Ontology annotation, molecular function: zinc ion binding; SUMO ligase activity. The transcript has 10 exons. Gene Ontology annotation, biological process: regulation of transcription by RNA polymerase II; protein sumoylation. NCBI's taxonomy places the organism in Eukaryota, Metazoa, Arthropoda, Insecta, Hymenoptera, Colletidae. The record is from RefSeq and is a predicted model, not a curated record.
UUCGUGCGUCUGUGCGUCAGGUACGAGUGCGCGCGCUCCUGCUAGAUGGCGUUCGUGUGCGCCUGCGCGUGUAUAGGUACGCGCGUGUAGCUACUCCCACCACCGCGUCAACCUCUACCACUACCGUUACUACCUCCGGCCGUAGUCGUGCCUCGAUACCAACACUAUCAUCGCCGCGUUACCAACACGACAUCAUCGUGCCUGCUGCUUCUGCUACCACCUCGAACACUAAGUUACCGACACAGUCACACCGUCGUGUGCGUGACACAGGAUCGCGACGACGAAUUGACGGCAGGGACACACGCUGUAGGUACACGAAGCGUAUGUACACACAACGAACGAUAGAGAACGCGCGCGGGCCGCACAAGAGAGGGAGUGAGAGACGAGAGAGUGCGAGCAAGACCGAUGUUGGCCCCAACAGCCUCUCACUAGACAGUAUUACUUUCAACCGUUUAGCGGGGCCAAUGCUACCCGGCGCGGAGUAGUCAGUCAGCCGAGCAGUCAGAGUCAGCCGUCCGCGAAUACCGAGAGGACGCUCUCUCUCCGUUCACGAGAUAUCGUCGUUUGACGAUCAUCCACGCGACAAUCUUCAAAUGUUUUCGUCGUUUUCCCCGAAGUUUCUGCCGCUGUUGCUGCUGUUGCUCCUGUCGUCAUCGUCGUCGUCUUUGUUACCCAUGUCUUCGUCGACUCAACCAACGGUUCGUCGUGCAUCGACAGUUCGUCUAUGACAAACUGAAGCGCGCGAGUAGCACGCUUGGGAUAUAAAUAAAGUUUCGCUCGAAGUGUGUGAGAGAAAGAUCGGAGUAAGAGGACAUCGUGCUACGUGGAAACGUAUUAGACAGGAGGAUCGAGUUUUUUUGUGUUAUGAUUUUUGACAUUCGCUCCGUUAUCGGUCGGAGGUGCGAUCAAUCGGCGCGUUGAUCGGUUAGCAUCGAGAGACACGUUUUACUUGCUCCACGAUAAAGUUGUUGCCGUUGCUGCCGCAAGGACACAACACCGGUGUGUCGGCCACGAGCCGGAGGAGUUUUACCCUCUCUCAGCGGCGCAUCCGAGUCGCACGCGCGUGCAACACACUCUCUGGUGUGGUUCCCGCACGUUCAGUCGAGUUGUGGAGCGUUCUCGCUCGUUUUGUCCGUUGUUAUGACGAGGUGAUGAAUAGACGAAAGCGUUGCAGUGUCGAGCAGCGUGGUGACCGUGCUCGUCGUCGUGACGGACGAUGACGAUUAACGUAGACAGAUUCCGUGGCCGCGGGGAAGUGUGCUCGUUAGUGUGAUUCUAGUGCUUAUUUUCUUUAUCUAUUCUACUCCAUUUUACACAACGGUGGAUUGGAUUAUACCGUGGAAGAGGUGUAUCUACCAAGGAUAAUGCUCCUUUGUGUCAUCGUUUAGCACCCUGGUUGUCGGUGAAUCGUUCGUACCGCGCGACACGCGAUCGUCGUCGUUUUCCACGAGGUUGGUAACAAGAACACCAUCAACAACGGCGGCAAUCGGCGUCGGGGUGCAGCCCGUGUUAUCAUCCGGCUAUCAUAGCACGGUGCCACCCCAGAACGGGGGUGGUGGUUCGACAUUUAGUGCCGCGGCGAUGGUGGCAGCUGCCACCGCUACGGCCACCGCCACUGCCAGCGUGGUGGCCAUGCAGGACCGCCAAGACAUCCCCUCGCAAUUCAAUCAGAUGCAGAGCCAACAUGGAAUACCCCACCAAACGUACAACGCAGGGUACGCCCAAAGAGGACCAAUGGCCGGAAUGGGGCCAGUCGGGAUGAGCAAUUUCAAUAGCAUGGGCACGAUGAGCCCGAUGCACUCUAUGAAUUCCAUGAAUUCGAUGAACAGUAUGAAUGGCAUGAACUCGAUGAAUCCUAUGUCGAUGGGAGGUAUGAACGGUAUGAGUGGUAUGAACGCGAUGACCCCCAUGAACUCCAUGAGCACCAUGGGCAAUAUGGGCAUGAACAAUAUGAUGGGACCUAACAACAUGCAGAUGAACAAGAUGAGCAUGCAGGCUCAGCCACACCAAGGAUAUCCAAGGAGACUAGCGCCUUACCCAACCCCCGCGAUGCACAUGGCGCAAAAGAGGCAACAGAGCCCGUACGCUGGCCCAAAUCCGGCCGCGAUGCAGCCUGCGUUCAACAGCAUGUCGACGUCGCAAUAUCCGACCAACUAUCCAGCGGCAGCGAGGCCGAACUUCCAGCCUCAGUACCAGCCCAUGCAGAGUAUGAAUCCCACCGCAGCUGGUUUCGGGCCUAACACGAUGAUACGAACUACCACUAUGAGGCAAACGGCGCCGUCGUAUAACACCGCCAACCAAGCAGCGGCCAACCAAUACUACGGUAGUAACGGUAUACCGGUCAGCAUGGGACCCACCACGGUUGGCAAUCAAUUCCUGGGUCACCAACCGAACUCAGGAUACGCAGGCGGAGCGUCCUCCUACGGGGCACCCGCUGCUACCACCAGCCAGUAUCAGCAGGACGUGGCGUCGAUGAGGACAACGGGGGCGACGAGUCUGAGUUACCAGCACAGUCCUAUUCCUGGCAAUCCAACUCCCCCGUUAACUCCAGCCACCAGCAUGCCCCCCUACAUCAGUCCCAAUCCAGACAUCAAGCCAAACUUUAACGAGAUGAAGUCGGCUGUUAAUAUUCAAAAGGACGAUGAGUUGAGAUUAACAUUCCCUGUGAGGGAUGGCAUCAUUCUUGCACCCUUCCGCUUAGAACAUAAUCUGGCUGUAAGCAACCACGUGUUCCAACUCAAGUCCACGGUGCAUCAAACGUUAAUGUGGCGGUCCGACCUGGAACUGCAGCUUAAGUGUUUCCACCACGAAGACAGGCAAAUGAACACAAAUUGGCCAGCGAGCGUGCAAGUCUCUGUGAACGCUACUCCGCUGGUUAUCGAUCGCGGUGAGAAUAAAACGUUUCACAAGCCCUUAUACCUGAAGGAUGUGUGUCAACCAGGAAGGAACACGAUACAGAUCACCGUGUCAGCUUGUUGUUGCUCGCAUUUAUUCGUGCUGCAAUUAGUCCAUCGACCAAGCGUACGAAGCGUACUUCAUGGAUUGUUGCGUAAAAGGCUACUUACGGCAGAGCACUGUAUAACCAAGAUCAAACGGAAUUUCAGUAAUACGAUUUCCAAUAAUGGCAUACAGUCGGAGAAGGAUGUCAUAGAACAAACAGCACUUAAGGUAUCCCUAAAAUGUCCUAUCACUUUUAAACGCAUUACACUGCCAGCAAGGGGACACGACUGUAAGCACAUACAGUGCUUCGAUUUAGAGUCGUAUCUACAGUUAAAUUGUGAGAAAGGAUCUUGGAGAUGUCCAGUUUGCUCGAAACCUGCACAAUUGGAAGGUUUAGAGGUCGACCAAUAUAUGUGGGGCAUUUUGAACACUUUGAACACUGCAGAGGUCGAGGAGGUCACGAUAGACUCAGUCGCGAAUUGGAAGCCAGCGAAGAAUUUAACCGGUAUUAAAUCCGAGGAAGAAAGCGACUGCAAGAGAAUGACCAAGGCAAUGUCACCUGGAAGUAUGAAUAUGCCCACUAUGAAUAAUUGGGACAUGAAUCAGGCAAUGAGCCCAUACAUACCGCCUGACAUGAGCAGCAUUGUAAGCGGCUCUAUGAUGAAUAAUCCAUCGUCUACGUACGGAAAUAAUAACAUUAAUCAUCGGAAUUCGUCGGGAGGAUCCUUCGAUAUUAAUUCCGGAACGAAUACAAACACGAACAAUGAUUACACUAACGGAACAGGGCCUCUUUCGCACUUAAACGAAUCGGUGAACUCUCUGGAUCCUCUCAAUGCUAUGGAGAAAUCACUCAACGAUCAGAUGCCCCAUACACCGCAUACACCUCACACUCCUCACACACCUCACACACCAGGUGGCGGAAACAGCGGUCCGCCAAGUGUUCCUCCUGCAUCUCAGGAAUCUACAGGAAAUCACAACACAUCUGGUAGUACGAGUACAAACAUAAAUAACGAUUCUGCGGAUAUACCAUCAGACUUAAAUUUCGAUCCAGCUGCAGUAAUAGAUGGCGAGGGUACAGGUCAGGAAGCAUUGAAUAUUUAUUAUAUGUUACAGCUCUUGCCAGACAAUGUUGUGGAUCCAAUGGAGCUACUUUCGUAUCUAGAUCCACCAGAUCUGAAUACGCCUCCCAGCAGCGGCGCUAGCAGUGGUAACCCCUCAUCGAGCGAUGAUAUAUUGGCACUCUUCGAGUAAAAGAUGGCGGACGUCUUUUAGAGGAAUAAUCAAAUCGCGACCCUGACGUUAAGAAAGAAAAGCGAUCGACAGGUUUGCAUCUUACUACAAAUAUGUUUCUAAUUGAACGAAAAUACUUGUAGCGAGGGAUUUCAAAACGUAUUGGGGUCACUGUGGGUGCUUUCACCUAAUUCAAUGGUACAAACAAUCUUAGCUCUAAUUAUAAUAUUCCUAUUGACGAAGUUAGGACAUAUUACUAGAUUUAAAAAAAAAAACGAUGACUUUUAAUUAAUAGCGGAACGAAGCACCACGUAGCGUGCUUGUUUGUAAAGAUGUUAUUGCACGGAUAUUAUGUUUAGUCCUUGAUAUUGGGAAUCUGAUUUCCAAUAGAGAUGCGUUAUAACAUUGUGCCGGGCAUAUGUUCCAGAACUGAUCACCGGGUACCACAAUUAUAUUAAUUGUGUUCGAAUGAAGGUAAAUACGAAUUUUUUAAUAUCGAACGUAGAGCAAUCUUUUCCAUGAAGAGUUUUACAUACAGAUUAAUACUACGAAGAUAUUUGUUUGAUACAGUAAAUGUGCGAUACGAUCGACGAAACUUACAUAUAUUUUAUACGCCAUUACCAUUUAACCAUUUCUUCAUUCCGUAAUGGGUUUUUACGUGGACAAUAUUCGAAGAACGUGCUGCAAGGUGUCGACGACGAUAGAGAAAUUAAUGUUACGCGAUAGAUAACCUAAUACCGUUUUGGUUAAUGAAUUUUACAAAAUCGUAUAGCACAUUUAUAGGAUUUUACAUUGAAAAUACGGGCCUCGAGUCCAAUAUCUGCACAAUACCGAGAUAAUUUUAGAAACCCUGAUCGUUUUUAGUGUACCUUCGAAAUGUAAGCGUUCUUAAUGGAUUUAUGAUUUUGGAAUAUUUGCUUGACAAAAUGUGCUGUGCUACUUCAAAGGCUUCACUUUGAAAUUCUUGCUGCAAUAUGAUCUUUACCUCAAUACCGGUCUACUCGCAUUCAUGGCUAUGAUGGACCUACAUCACAACAGAAUUACUACUGUACAGUAACUUUUGUAAAUAAGUUUUAAUCGAAAAUAGGUAAGGCGUUCAUCUGUUGUGAAUCACCCUGCUUAUUGAUGGAUAUAGCGCAUAUAGUGUUCCUUUCCUUUAGAUGAUUAGUAACAACAGAUGAAAAAAAGAAUAAUCGAGGGCAUAUCGGGCUUCACACUGGAGACUACGUAAUAUUUCAUAUGAUGUAUCUUCUGAGUUUUUGAAUCGUUUGCAAUGGUGUGCAAACGAUUAUAAUCAUGUGUAGCAAUGCUCCAUACAAAUAUAUUGCUAAAAAAUUUGUAGAAAAUUGUGCUGCUCAUCGAAAUAAAACAGAAAUUUGUAAGGAUCAAUUUUGAGAUUUUCUCAAAACGCUAACAUCUAAAUAGUAUGAAUAAAUAUUUAUUCUGAUAUACAAAAUCUCCGAAGAUACAUCAAAACCAUUUACAUAUAUAGAGUUUAUUUUCACGUUUUGAUAUAAAUAAUUUAUCAUUAACAAUUAAAUUCACGAGAGAGAAGUUACUGGAUUUAUUUAUUAUUUCUAUGAAAAGUGAAGAGACACGAUACUUGAAGUAUAAAAAUAAUUAAAGAAAUUUUAUAAACAUGCAAUAAGUAUGCAGAAAAAUAAUUUUCCAUAUUCUAUCGAUAAACGUACAAAAUAAAAAUACAUUGGAUAAAAACAAGAAAUAUAAAUGGUGUGAUCAUUAACACAAAUUCUUAACAACGUGAUUUCACGUUUAACGAAAAUUCAGACGUUCCAGAAUUAUUUGUAUAAUAUACUGCCAGAGUGACACCGCCCAUGGCCUCCCCUGCUUGCGUAGUAGUUAUUACAUUUAUAUCUUUUGUGAUUAAAAGAGAAGAUAUACUUAAAGUGAUUCAUGUAGAUUAUACAAAUUUUAUAUUAAAAUGUAUUUAUAUUCCAGCGUGCAACACUAGCGCACAUUGAAGGAUUAGAUGCGGUCAAGUUUCUAUUCGUAUAACUACUAUAACAUUAUUGAGAAUAGGAUAAUAAUAUUACUUACAUAUUAAGCACGACUACUGUAUAUUAUCUGUAUAUAUGAUAAAUAGAUUAAUAAUAUAAGAAAAGUGGCAGAUACUUAUUGGCCAGUUAUAAUAGUAAAAUGAUUAUCUUAAUUAUGUCUCAGAACCAAAACAUACAGGCGUUGUAUGAGAAUACUUUAAACUAGAAAGUGUAAUAUGUAAAUGGCUGCAGGAUAAUAACAGUUCAGAUAUUGCGCUGUUAUUUCUAAUAGAAUUAUUACUUACUUAUUAAAGACAUAAUUAUCUAAAAAAAAAGUUUAUUCAAACUGUAAGCUUUACUUAGGAUUGCCAGGAAGUAGGCCCGUGCAACAUCGUUGCGAUUGUACAUAGGCAAUGUCUACCUAUACCUACCUAAUAAUAUCCUAAAAAUACACAAUACACGGUCUUGGUUUACAAGUUGUAGAGUUUUAUGAAUAUCUGUUAUAAUUGCGCGAGUGUAUAAUUUCUUCGAGAACACCCUUACGUAAAUUACAAAGUUAAAGUGUUUCAAAUAAGUAAGAAUACUAAAUACCAAAUCUACUACUAUCAAUACCGAUUAAUAUUUGACAGUUAAAUUAUAUAAAAUACUUUACAAAAUAAACCACGUUUAUUUUAUUAACCAUGCAGAAUUUUUAUACUGGAAAAACGAUGACACGUGUAAUUUUUGUAAACAAAAAAAUAAUAAUGAUUUCAUUAACGAAUAAUACAAACGAUGUAAAAUAUAUUACACAAUGAAUAUCACGAUAUUUCUAAAAAAUGUGUUUUUGAUCAAUAUUAAUACUAACUCAAUAGUAAUUCAGAUUAUUAUGAAUCUCUACAACUUCAUGAUUAUAUACCUAUUUAUCUAUUGUUAGGAGGCCUAUGAUUUGAUCCUACAGUGCGCCAUUGAACACUUAAAUGAUAAAAGGUUGUGUGUGUUGUCUUGUCCAAGGCCUGAAGGAGCUGCACUAAGAAAAUUAAAUAUUUUCAUGUAACGUGACACAUCUGUACCUACUUAUGGCAAAUUUAACAUAUUCGAUGGAUCAAAUAAAGCGCAGAGUGUUUAAGUAAAUAAUAAGCAUUCACGGAUAAUCGAUAUUUUCAUUUUGCUGUUACUUCGAUAUGAGUUUUAGAUAAUUGUAAAAUUUAAUUUUUCACUAAAGUGGACAUGGACCAAAUUUUAAUUGUAAACAAAUAAAAAGAUUUGUCUAAAUCAAUCAAAUUUCGGCAAUUUUAAAUAUCGAUUAAAUAUUUCGUGUAUUCCGAGUAUCCGACGAUUGUUUUGGUAUAGUUUUGUAAAUAUAAAAAUGUGGUUACCAUCUGAAACGUUAUUAAAAAUAAUCAAAAUUGAAAAUAUCGAAUAACCGAAUAAACUUAGUUUACAAUCACGAGCACAAUGUAUUGCAGAAAAAGAUAUUGUCAUACAUUUUACUGGACGAGGAUUUGAACCUGGAAUCUUUUAUUUCCAGAGGAAUUACUUCAAGCCAAUUAUAACAGGCAAUAGCAAUUAUAAUUACGGAUUAGUAACUUAAAAGUGACGAGCGAUUACAAUAGGGCACCAAUGAUUAUGUUCUGAAUUCAAGUUCGAAUCCAGUAAACCGAAUGAUUAGAUUCUUUUUUCCCCUGAAACAGCAUUUUUAUACUGAUAAAGCUUUUAUAAAUUUACUUAAAAUUACUACCCAAAAACUGUUCAUAGAUCAUAUCAGCCUCAUAGAUAAGUAACAAUAUUUCAUUAAUCGAUACACGAAAUGAUUGUCGUCGCAUUUAUCAUGGUCGCCAUAAGUGAUUGGUACAGGCUUGUGUAAAGUAAUAAAAAAAGUGCGCAUUACGGAGAAAGAAAAACAAAUAUCAUUGGUUACAUUCGCGUAAAAAAUUUUAAUAUACAAAGACCAGUUUAUAAUAUGUAUGACAGACACCACAUUGUUUCUCGAUGACAGUUAGAAACAUUCAAUAAAAAAGUCAUAAAAUAUUGAA